This is a messenger RNA of Nicotiana attenuata, 3349 nucleotides long. RefSeq names its product LRR receptor-like serine/threonine-protein kinase FLS2. Bases 202 to 3165 code for a protein of 987 amino acids. Gene Ontology annotation, molecular function: protein binding. NCBI's taxonomy places the organism in Eukaryota, Viridiplantae, Streptophyta, Magnoliopsida, Solanales, Solanaceae. The transcript has 3 exons. The record is from RefSeq and is a predicted model, not a curated record.
CAAAAGGGUUUCGAAAACCUUGAAUUUAAACGGGAAAGAGUGGAAGAUUUAUGGAACUAAAGCAGCGUAGCAUGCAUAUACAAAAAUUAUUAGCAGUAAAAACUCAAGAUUGUAGCAAUAUUGGCAGCCAUGAGAACUCUCUACCAGUUGGUGCUUUGCCGCGGAGCUAGCAAAACAAUAUUUCUGAUGGAGGUUGCAUAGAUGCUGCAUUCAGGCGAAGACAAAAGCGAUGUGAGCUUUGCUUUUGGAUCAACUUCAAGAGGGAAUCAUGAAGUUUUGUGCAUAACUAAGGAGAGGGAAGCUCUUCUCGAGUUCAAACGAGGUCUCAUAGACGAACAUGAUUUGCUUUCUUCAUGGGGAAAUGAAGAUGAUAAUGAGGAAUGCUGUUCUUGGAGGGGUGUGAAAUGCAGUAACACUACUGGCCAUAUACUCGUCCUAAAUCUUCGUGGGAGCAUCCAACUCACUCCUGAUGGUGAAGGUAACUAUUUCACACUGAGAGGUAUUAUUAGAUCUUCAUUGGUUAAGUUGCAGUAUUUGAAGUACUUGGACCUUAGUUCCAAUGAUUUUGGAGGCGAAAUACCAAAAUAUAUCGGUUACUUCAAAGGACUAGAGUACCUAAAUUUCUCAUCUAAAGCUAGUUCCAAUGGUUUUACUGGUCUAAUUCCUCCCCAGCUUCAAAAUCUUACCUACUUAAAGGUUCUUGAUCUUGGUGGCAAUUUUUUUGAAGUAAAGAACCUUGAGUGGCUUUCUCAUCUAUUGUAUUUGGAGUACUUAGAUCUAAGUUUAUCCUAUGUGCAAGCUAAAAACUGGUUGCAAGAGGUAAUCAAGCUCCCUAAUUUGAAGGAAUUGCAUUUAUCUUCCUGUCAUCUCCCUAUAGUCAAUCCUUCAUCACUUGUCUUAGCUAAUAUUUCCUCUGCCAGUCUUUCCGUCCUCGACAUCUCUUUAAAUGGAUAUUCAUCUCCUGCAAUAUAUAGUUGGUUGUUUAACUUCUCUAGUCUUACUAGCCUAGAUCUCUCAUACAACGACUUAGGUCAAAUUGCUAGUGGCUUUGGGUACAUGAAAUAUUUGGAACAUCUUAAAUUAUCUAGCACUGGUAUUCAAGGCGGGAUACCAAAAUCUUUUGGGAAUUUGAGUCGUUUACGCUCUCUUGAUGCAAGAGACAAUAACAUAAGCCAACCAUUUUCAGAGUUGCUUAGUAUCUUAUCAGGGAGUACGAGAUCACUUGAACUUUUGUCCUUUGAGCAAAAUGCACUUACUGGUUCAUUGAUUAAUCUUACUAGAUUUUCAUCCUUGAGGGAAUUGAGGCUACGAGACAAUUUGCUGAAUGGCAUUUUCCAUGAAAGCUUUAGACAAAUCUCCAGUCUUGAAUAUCUUGAUUUGUCUAUUAACCAAAUGACAGGGUCAUUACCAGACUUGGCAUUAUUUCCGUCUCUGAGAGAGUUGCAUCUGGGGUAUAAUCAUUUUCAUGGGAUGAUACCACAAGGUUUAGGGCAACUUUACAAUCUUGAAAUUUUUCUUGCACCUUCUAAUUUGUUAGAAGGCACAAUCUCUGAAUCCCAUCUUUCCAACCUUUGCAACCUGAUAAGUUUAAACUUGUCUUCCAACUCCUUGACUUGGAAUGUUAGCCUUGAUUGGGUUCCAUGUUUUCAACUACAAGUUAUAAGUCUUUCAUCUUGUAAUCUUGGGCAUCAUUUUCCAAGAUGGCUUCAAACUCAAAAUAACUACGGAUAUCUGGAUAUCUCUCUUGCUAGUAUCUCAGACACAAUGCCUAGUUGGUUUCCAAGGUUGCCUCCCGUGUUAACAUACUUGAAUCUCUCUUACAACCAAAUCAGUGGAAAGAUACAUGAUUUAUCAGCUAAUAUUGUUGGUCCCAUUGUCAUAGAUUUCAGUUAUAACAAUUUCUCAGGGCCCUUACCAGGAUUUCCUCAAUUGGUUAGUGAAUUGCGCGUUAACAACAAUCAGUUUUCUGGAUCACUUAACUCCAUAUGUGAAAUUCGUUCAGCCACAACCCUUGACUUGUCAGAAAAUCUCUUGUCCGGAGAGAUUCCUGAUUGUUGGACCCUUAUGUCUGUUCCAAUGAUCCUUAAUGUAGCCAAUAACCGUAUAUCUGGAAGCAUUCCAGACUCUUUGUGUUCUUCAACAACCUUGACCUCUCUAUACAUGCGUAAAAACAAUUUAAGUGGAGAGUUCCCUGCCUCUUUGAAGAAUUGCCGAGGUUUGAGUGUCUUGGAUUUGGGAAGAAAUACAUUGAGUGGAAAUAUCCCAGAAUGGAUAGGGACUAAGUUACCUUAUUUGGGCAUUCUGAGCCUUCGAUUCAACAAAUUCUCGGGUAGCAUUCCUCCAAGUAUAUGUCAGCUUCAAUCUAUUCAAAUACUGGACCUUUCUGGCAACCAUUUAUCUGGAAGAAUUCCACAAUGUUUCAGCAAUUUCACCACACUGCAACUUUUGCAAGAUGGUUCAAGUGUGAGCUAUAACUUUGAUCCUUAUGUCCCUCGAGUAGGUAUAUUGUACCAUGGCGAUGCAUUAGUCCAAUGGAAAAACAAAGAGUCAGAGUACCAAAAUACCUUGUGGCUACUCAAAACCAUCGAUCUUUCUAGCAAUGAACUGGUUGGUGACAUCCCUAAAGAUUUUAGCAGAAUGAAUGCAUUGCUAUCGUUGAACCUAUCAAGAAACAAUUUGACAGGAAAUAUCAUUGAAGGAAUUGGUACAAUGAAGAUGUUAGAGGUACUUGACUUGUCAAGAAACCAGCUUUCAGGGAAAAUCCCUAUAGGCCUUUCUAAUUUGACGUUUCUUAGUGUGUUGGACUUGUCAAAUAACAACUUGUCAGGGAGAAUACCGUUAAGCACUCAAUUGCAAGGUUUUGAUUCCUCAACUUAUGGUGGGAAUAUUCAGUUAUGUGGCCGUCCUCUUCCACAGUGUCCUACAUUUGCUCCUCCCAAUCCUCAUGUUAGUUAUGACAGCAAUAUUAGUACUUCUCAAGAAAAUGAUGAUGAGUUUCCAUCUAAAGAGUUCUAUAUAUCGAUGGCGUUGGGUUUUAUUGUUGCAUUUUGGGGAGUGUUAGGCUCUAUUUUCUUCAACAAUUCAUGGAGGAAUGCCUACUUCAGGUGGUUGAAUGAACACAAGAAUUGGCUCCAUCUUUCAGCAGCACUCUGCUUUGCACGGUAAAGGGCGUGAUGACUGAUUUUGUAUUGUACUCAUUCUCUUUCCUUUUCUAAGCACAGGGUCUUGUUAACUUCUGUUUAAGUUAAUUUGAAAGCUGCAGUAAAGACCAAGUGACAAGGAAAUGAGUUAAUCUUGGAUAUCCUUUUGCCUAUUAUUCUUUGCUUGAAGCAACUAAUAUUUCUGUUUU